UGUCCGGGAAACCCAGCUGUCAGUGCACGUUCCGGCGUCGAAGCAUCUACAGCAGCUACUAUUGGGGAGAUUUCACACACCGCCAACAGUGAAAUUCGAUAUAUUCACGUUUAUCUCAUAUUAUUUACCAUAAUAUUAUAGGUCGUACUACACGCCGUGCAUUAAUUUUCGCAAUAAAUCGAUACGACCGGGUCCAGUGACAGUUCGUUUGGAAAACUAUAGUAUUAUGAGUCGGUUACAAACGGUGUCGGUGUGCGUGAUGGUCAUUUUGGCGUUGGGCGGCCGAUCCAAAGCUUUCUGCGGGUUACGAUCCGGCGACAGCGACGAAGGAGGCAGCGUAGACGACUUCAUCACGUGUCUCAAAGCCAAGGCAAUCGUCACACUGGACCGCAUGUCUCGAGACGAUUCGUUACCCCUAACCGGAUCAGUUACCCUGGUCCACGGCGACUCAACUCACCGCAGACAACGGUCGGACCAGGGCCCAGUGGUUUCAGAACGUGAACUCCAGUCGAAACCAGACGACGCACUCAACCGCAUGCUUUACGACAAGGCGAUCGGACUUCUCAGUGGUCGAGUCGUCAAGGUCGGUUUGCCCGAAGUCACACCAGACCAGUUGAGGACAGCUCUGGAAGAAGGUCGUGGAAAAAUGAAGAAAACCAUGGGAAUGAUGAUGACGAUGGGUGCCAUGAAGGCGAUGAUGAUCAUACCGCUGGCGCUCGGCAUACUGUUUCUGAUGGCCGGAAAGGCGUUGAUAAUCAGCAAAAUAGCGCUGGUCCUGUCGCUGAUCAUCACGCUCAAGAAGCUCUUGUCCAAGUCAGGUGGAGGCGGCGGCGGUGAACACAUGAUCCACGAGUCCCACUCGUCUUCCGGUUCCGGCUGGCCAUCGGGCGGAAGUUAGGGCGGCCAUGGAGGUUGGGACAAGAGGUCUUCGUCGUCGUCUUUGUCGUCGGAGGCUGCUGCUGCUGCAAGUCAGAUGUUGGCCUACAGAUCUUACAACACGCCAUAAUUUAUUAUAUAAAAUUUGAAUUACAAAAGUUCAAAUCAACGUGUCAUUCGACACCGUGUGCACGUCAUGCACUGUACAUAUGACACGAUUAUUUAUUAUAUUAAUUAGUAGUAUUUAUUAUUAUUUAUCAUCAUCAUCAUUAUUGUUGUUCGUUUAUAAAACGCUUAUUUCAUCCAUCUUUAUAGUAUGCAAUAAACAUCCGAGACCUAACAUCACAGUACCACGGUACCUACGCAAAAUAUUAUUUAUAAUAUUUCAAUGAAUUGCUGUUUUUGUACUAAUAUUAUAGGACAAUACAAUGUUUUAAUAGUUUA
Myzus persicae (green peach aphid) is the source of this 1320-nucleotide messenger RNA. RefSeq lists its product as uncharacterized. The coding region runs from base 227 to 898 and encodes 223 amino acids. The record is from RefSeq and is a predicted model, not a curated record. Lineage: Eukaryota; Metazoa; Arthropoda; Insecta; Hemiptera; Aphididae. The transcript has 2 exons.